This is a messenger RNA of Cryptomeria japonica (Japanese cedar), 3837 nucleotides long. RefSeq names its product protein phosphatase 2C 53. Gene Ontology annotation, molecular function: cation binding; protein serine/threonine phosphatase activity. NCBI's taxonomy places the organism in Eukaryota, Viridiplantae, Streptophyta, Pinopsida, Cupressales, Cupressaceae. Gene Ontology annotation, biological process: protein dephosphorylation. Bases 1334 to 3076 code for a protein of 580 amino acids. The record is from RefSeq and is a predicted model, not a curated record. The transcript has 4 exons.
UGUCCUGUCCCACAUGGCUCUUUCACGGACAUCUGUCCAUACCCAUCUCUACUUUCUAUUCCACGGCUCUCUGUCCGUCCAUUUUCUGCUAAGCUGAAAGAACUAAAACAGAGGAAAAAGGAGCAACCAACACAAGAAGUUCUAAAAGAGAAGAAAAGAGGAAGAGAUUUGAGUUUGGUGGUGGAUUUUGGGUACAGUGAAGGAGUCACAUGCAACACACUUAAGCAAUAAAGAGGAGGGAGGAGGCAGGCAUCAUGGCUGGUAAGGUUGCUCUAUGACCUCCUGUUUUCUUUUGGUGGGGAAGUGUUUCCUUCACGUCAAUUCAUGGAGAGAGGAAAUCCCAAGCAUAAGUAAUUUUGUCCUUAUGGCAUUUUGGCAAAUUUUAAAAAUCUAGAUGGAUAUGGUGGUGGUGGCGAAUUAUACAGCAAAAUAGGUGAUCCUAUGAUCCAAGUUUAGUAGCGAGGGAAUAUUUAAUGUUAUUUUGCAAGGAAAUUAGAUGUGUUGGUUUUUUAGGUUGCUGUGAGGGAGUAGGGAAGGAGCAUGUGUAUGUUGGUGGUGUUAGUUGUGUGGUAGGCAGAAAAGAUCUCAGGAUUUCAAGGUUUCACCUGAUUCCACAUGUGUCAAGAUUGAAACUUUUUCAGACUUGGGGAGAUAGACUAGACUCUCUGGAUAGCUUCUGACCUGUGAGUGGACAACCGCAGGAGGAGGAUCACAACAGUUGCGAAGGUAGAUGAUUCUAGGUAAUUCUGGCCUGUGUUGGGUAGAUUUGGGUUGUUAUUUUGAUUUUGAUAUGGUUGCCCUUUUUCGAUUUGGGCACUGCAAUUGAUAUCCCUAAGCACUAUCUCUAAGACUGUUCUUUUGCAAUCGGUCCGAGUCCUUACCAGAUCUUUGCUGAUAAGGAUGAGUUGGGUAGGUGGGAUAGCGAAAAAACUCUUUUGGGGGUGUUUGUUUGAUUGCUUUCGACUCUUUUAACAGUGGAUCUCUUAUUUCCGUCCCUUAGAUUGAGCAGUAUGCAAAUAACCAUAUUGAGAAAAAGGAGAAUACCCUCUUCCUCACCCGUCACAUGAGGAUGAGAUGAAACCAGACCACUAUUUUCUUAAGUCUCCUGGAUUGGAUUCGAUGGGGAUUCUGGAGGCUUUUAUACAUGGGGAAUGGGGUAGAGAUUUCAAUUCACAAUGGGUUUUCUUACGGAGCAGAUCAGUUUAGCCUUCCUUCUGAUGGAAUUGAUAAAAAGCCAGAUCAGGUGUUUGGUUUUAUUAGAUAGGAAUGCUAGAGCGUUCUGGAAGCCUUGAUCCUUUUCUUGGAGAAGUUAGGAAGCAUAGAGGUGGCACACAUGGAAGAAACAAGGACAUCAGAAAGCAUAGGAGUAUUCAAUAUGUGUCAGAGCUUUGAGAAUCCAGCUGUAGCAGCACGGCGCCGUCGAAUGGAAAUCAGACGCCUCAAGGACAUAGCUAAUGCUGGGAAUUCAUCAUCUGAGCCUGUGAGUAAGCGCUCCCGUCCUAUUACCGAACCAUCUUCCAUGGUCCAUGGUGAGGGUGACGUAAGUCCUCCUGAGUCUGAUAUUGAUGUUAUGACCAGGUCCUUCCACGGUUUUCCAGAUAGCAACAAUGAUGGCCAGGAAGGAGAAGUUGAUGAUUGUGAUCCUGAAAUGGAGAUUAGCAUGCUUGACCUGCCGCCUUAUUCGCCAUCUUUAUCAGUAGACAGUAGCAUAGUUAGCUAUAACAGUGAGGAGGAGAAUGCUGUGAGUAUGGAAACGGAUCCAUUGUUUGAAAGUUCUAAUUUACCAAUUGUUAGUGAGGAUAGUGUCAACCGUGGUCAUAGAAGUGUCAGCAGUUCAGACAUUGAUGUUUGUGGAUUUGAAGCCACUCAGGCUAUUAGACUUCCAGCUGACGUUGUUUCACAAGAUUCAGGUAUAAUUACUGAACAUGGAUCUCAGACUUCCGGGACUGAACAUUCAGUUCUAGAGAUAGUCUCUACAGUUGUCGAUGCUUCAAAGCAUAAUGUUGUAACAGACCCUGGCAACAUUGGUGUUUAUGCACCAUCUGGACAAAGCAGUUGUGUGGUAGACAGCAACCGAGUUCCCCCUUGGGCCUAUACUUCCAUUGCUGGCAGGAGACCAGAGAUGGAGGAUGCUGUGGCUGCUGUACCUGAAUUUUUUUCUCUUCCCUGUGGAGUUGUCGGGGGUUGUGUUGCCAAGGAUUCACAAAAAGCCAGUGAAAGUUCUUCACUUCAUUUCUUUGGAGUCUACGAUGGACAUGGAGGUGCCCAGGCUUCCAACUUCUGUAAAGACCGCCUCCAUCAGGCACUGAUUGAGGAGCUACAGUUGAUAGCAAAUGGUGAGGGAUCUAUCAUUGAUGACGACAAUCAAAGUUGGCAAAGGCACUGGGAAAGGGCUUUAGUCAAUUGCUUCAAGAAGGUGGAUGUUGAGGUUGGACAAGAUCCCAAUAGCAGAGAUGAGUGUGGGAAUGAAGAACACAUGGAGUGUUGCUCAGAGCCCGUGGCCCCUGAAACUGUAGGAACUACUGCUGUCGUUGCUAUUGUUGGUUCCUGUCAAGUUAUUGUUGCCAACUGUGGAGACUCAAGAGCAGUUCUAUGUCGUGCAGGAAGGGCUAUACCACUUUCAGUUGAUCACAAACCUAAUAGAGAUGAUGAGAUGGCAAGGAUUGAGGCAGCAGGGGGCAAGGUUAUAUGGUGGAAUGGAUUUCGUGUUUUAGGAGUGCUUGCCAUGUCAAGGGCCAUUGGUGACCGCUAUUUGAAGCCAUGUAUCAUACCGGAUCCUGAAAUUACAUUCACUCAACGAGCAAAAGAAGAUGAAUGCCUGAUACUGGCUAGUGAUGGACUGUGGGAUGUAAUAUCAAAUGAGGAUGCGUGCAAUUUAGCUCGCAGAUGCCUUGCACGUUGGUAUACUACCAAUGCAAAUAUAGCUAGUAAGCCCACAAAUGACUUAAUGGAUCCUGCAGCACGGGCAGCUGCUAAUCAUCUCUGCAAACUUGCUAUUCAGCGUGGUAGCUCUGACAAUAUUACUGUAUUGGUGGUAGACUUGAAGGCAAAACGGAGACAUGGACCAAGACAUUAAAAGCAAAUUUAUGAAUUUGCUUUCGCCAGAUUGAUGUUAGUGACAAACAAUUGCAGCAGUUGAAUUGCUGAUAAUCCAAGGUGAUUCUUCUAUUGACUUCUUGUUUUGGAGUGGAUAAACAUGUUAAAGGAGGAGCCCUGUUUUAUUUCUUUGGUAAUUCAUUGCACUGUAGAGGUUGUCUUUACAACCAAUGUAGAGGUUUAUGAACAUCUGCUGUAAUAUAGUAUUUUCCUUGGCCUUUUAAUCCCUGGAGGAUUGACUAUAAAGUUGACCAGUAUACGAUGAUGGCUGCAGCAUUGGAAUGAUGUUGUCCUUCUGCAAUAUAAUAUUGGAGAAAGAAUGGAUAAAAUGGUUAUAUGGCCAGCCACAUCUAGUGUCGAUGUUUUAUGCUUUGAUUUGCUUCCCUGAUUCCAAGGAUACCAUAUGAAAAUGUGCAAUGCAAACUGCACACUUUUGGGAGGUAACUGUUAGCUGGAACUUUCAUUUUGUAGACUACUAUUGACUUAAGAAUCACAAAAAAUGACCUUAACGACAGAAGGUUGCUUCUGUGUAACAGACAUGUUUAUGGGCAUAUAUUUAUCUUGUCUUAUUCAAUGCAGCUCUAGAUCAGAAGUGUGAUCUGUGAAGAAGCGGGCCUUUAAAGAUGUAAGAGGCCAAUAGAAAACUGGUGAUUUAAUGAAGCUUCAGAAUAUGUUAGGGAUGAGAUUAUCUGAUUGUAUUUUUAAUAGCAACUGGAAGGAAUUAAGAUAUAUAUUUUUUAA